Messenger RNA from Closterium sp. NIES-65, 2151 nucleotides. The record is from the annotation of a GenBank genome assembly. NCBI's taxonomy places the organism in Eukaryota, Viridiplantae, Streptophyta, Zygnematophyceae, Desmidiales, Closteriaceae.
AUGCGACCGCGCCUGGUACUACUAGACGGCUUCCACUGCCUCGCGGCGCGGGUCGGCAUCUAUUUCACCCACCGCAUCCUCUCCGGAAAGCCGGGCUCGGAGCCCGAGAUUUGCGGCGCCGCGUGCGCGGCUCAUAAUGGCAGCAAGCUGCGACACGACCCGCCGGCAGGCGGCGUUGUUCCUUGGCCCGUGCUGCUCGUCGCUCUCGUGACUUCGCUCGCGUUGAUUGUCCUCUUGCACGCGCGCAGCGCGCCCAUUCCGCCCAUAUGCAUGCACGAACUAGAAGUCCCGCGCUGGCCGGGUCGUCGUGCGCCGAGUCGCGAAGCUAUGAACGGUUUAGAUUCGAAGUCAGAGUCGGAUUCUCACCUCGCCGCCAAUUGCCGAGCUAGUUUGUGUCGGUCGCUGCAGAAGUGGGCUUUACAGGGCAAGCAGAGAGAAGCCGCUUCCAUCAAAACGCUAGCCCUCAACGAGUCGCGCGUCGCGGCGGAGGACGCGGCGGCGCCGGCCGCGGCGGCGGCGGGGUCCUUGGGCGACGCACGCGAGCCGCCAGCGGCGGCGCAGAACGCGGAGCGACUGCGAGUCCAGCACGACGUGGCGCUUCUGUGCUCGGCGCCGUGGCAGCGCGCCGUGCAGGGCGGCGUGGACGAGAGCGCUUGGCUGCAGAGCGCGCAGCAGCACGGCUUCACGAGCGCGGAACGGAUCGCGCGCGGAAUGGAGUCCGUGUGCCGGCGCCUGCGGCGCGUGCAGAGCAGCCUGCUCGCCCGUGGCAGCACGUGCCGGCACUGGCCCGAGCCGUGCUGGCCCGCCCCUGGUGUACCCUUCUCCCGCAGUGCGUUGCGGUGGCUAGACCCGCGCGCGCGGAGGCGGUACCUGGUGUUCGCCAUGUCGGAGGAGCAGCUCAGCAACGCGCGCUCGCACCUCGUGGAGGCGGCGCGCGUUGCGCGCAUGGCAAACCGCAUCCUCGUGCUGCCGCUGGUGAGAGAGAGAGGGAGCAACAGCCGGAUAGACCUCUCGCAGCCCCUGCCGCUCUGCGCCUACUGGGACCUCGCGCCCUUGGAUGCGGCGCCCUGGAUAUCCCCGGAGCUCUUCCUGCUGCUGGCGCGCGCAGCUCUCAAGGAGCCCUCUGUGGGCUUCACCUGGGUCAUGUCGCCCAACCACAACCGCAGUCCCUUUGACUGGGACAUGGCAUCGGCGUUCACGGGGGAGCUACUGACAUUCGCCUUGGGCCACGUGCCCACGGAGAACAACACCGUCGUCCUCAACAUGCCCGCUAACACAGGCGACAUCUGGGAACUCGUUCGCAAUCAGCAGGACAAGGACGUGGUGCUGUGGUUCAAGACCACGUGGGAGCGCGUGGACAUGUAUCCGUGCACCGACGACAUCUCGCUGCGCCUGCUGCCGUACAAGCACGAGUGGCACUAUCUCGCGGCGCGCAUCGCGCAGCAUCUCCCCGAGCGCUUCCUCGCCGUGCACUUCCGCUCCGAGUUCAUCGCCUUCAGAGUGAAGUCCGACAACCAGCUGCUCCCAAACGGGCGCGGCAACGCAACAACACUAGAGCAGCAGAUGCAGUGGUGCACGGACAGCGCAGCACAGCACAUAAACAAGGUGAAGCGGCAGCACAACAUAACCGCAGUCUUCAUCGCCGCGGACGUGCCGUACAAUGCGUCCAGUGCUCCUCUGCGGUCGAGCUCGUGGGGGUACCUGGAGUGGCUGUUUGACACGCCCAUCACCGGCAUGGCGGCCCAGCAGCUGCACUGGCUGCGCUCGCGCGUGAACGGGACAGUCAUGAUUGAUGAGCUCAUCCCGGCGCUCAACUCGUACGAUCCCGGAGUGGUGGCGAUUGUGGACAAGCUAGUGUGUGCCCAGGCAGCCAUCCUGCUCGCGGGCCCGACGUGGAGCGAUGGGGAAUGGAUUUCCCUGCACUUCCUCCUCCCGCUCCUCCAUCUGGCGCUUAAAAAUUGUGAUGGUGGCCUUGGUGGCCAAAAUAGGGCGUGCGCGGACAACUUCUCCUCUUUCUGCAUGGGGAAGGAGGCCAUUGGUAAAGAAAAAUGUGAUGACUUGUGCGACUUUGGGUGUGGCCAUGUGUGGGGAGGGGAGGGGCAAUUCUGUAAGCCGGUUAGAAGGCUGGAUGAGAUGGAAGGUGGGGGAUAA